Molecule: messenger RNA, 510 nt
Organism: Bufo gargarizans (Asiatic toad)
Lineage: Eukaryota; Metazoa; Chordata; Amphibia; Anura; Bufonidae
Gene: PGPEP1L
Product: pyroglutamyl-peptidase I like
Exons: 2
Coding region: 106-477 (123 amino acids)
Biological process (GO): proteolysis
Source: RefSeq, a predicted model, not a curated record
UUCUUCUGUGCCCAAAUCAGACUUCUAAACAACCUGCUUUUCACUGUGUUCAUUUCCUGUUAUUCUUUGCUGGCAAAAAAAUACUAGCUGUCUGUGCAUGUUGGAAUGAUGUCUUCAUCCAAAGCUAUUGCCCUGGAGCAAUGCGGAAGAAACAAAGGCUACAUGGAGAAAGACCUCAGCGGCGCUCACCCACAAGGAGGCUGCUGUUUGCUGGAAGGACCGGAAAGAAUAGAAUCUGCCGUUAAUAUGAAAAGCGUCUGCAAAAACAUAUCAUGGCCAGGGGUUCAUGUUAUUCAAUCCAGAGAUGCUGGGAGGUACCUCUGUGAGUAUGUCUACUAUAUCUCCCUGUACUGUGGAUCUGGGAAUGCCAUGUUCAUUCAUGUUCCACCACUAUGCAGAAUCAUAACUGCAAGACUACUAGGACAAGCCUUGCAAAUCAUCAUUCAAGAGGCGCUGAGACAGCAAAACUGUGACUGAUGAGAAAAGCUAAAUUAUGUAUUUUUAGUACAA